Molecule: messenger RNA, 1735 nt
Organism: Triticum dicoccoides
Lineage: Eukaryota; Viridiplantae; Streptophyta; Magnoliopsida; Poales; Poaceae
Exons: 3
Coding region: 87-1193 (368 amino acids)
Source: RefSeq, a predicted model, not a curated record
CCCAUGGCAUGGACAACCAUACGUGUAAGUUCGAGCAGCCGGAACUAAUCCAAUAAGCAUACAUACAUCGAUUGACCACCGUUGCCAUGGCUGCUGCGUCCUUCGCUACCUACCUCGAGACGCCUAGAGAGCUCCGGGUGCUGGGGUUCCGGGCGCCGCCCCCGUCUCCGGUCACCGGCGUUCUAUCCAACGGUGGCUCUGGAUCCCCUGAGUACGGCGAGUGCCCCGACGGCAACGAAGAUGACGAGGUCGGCAGGUUCCUGCGUCGCUCCGCCAGGGUCCUGGUGCUGCGGCUGCCCGAGAGGGCCAUCCCACGGAAGAAGAAGAAGAAGAGUGAUAAGGCGGUGUGGGCUCCCCCAGUCAUCGACAUGCGCCUGCUGGCUUCGCUGGGUGGGCCGGCGGUGGAGGCUCUGAGGUCGGCGGCCGUCGCGCUUGGCUGCUUCCAGGUGGUUGGGCAUGGGGUCAAUGAGUGCUUGGUCUCAGCUGCGGCGGGGAGGGCGAGUUCGCCUACGCCGGAGGAGGCCGGUGGAGAAGAUGGUGAGGAGCUGUGGUGGUCACCGAGCGAAGGAGACCAGUUGAGGAAGGGAGCAGACGAUCUGUUCACCCAGCUGGAGCAAACCGCAGCCAAACUCAUGGACGCCCUGCGGCGGGACAGCGUUGGCGCCACCGAUUCCCUGGCCGGAGCUGACACGAACCGCUCGCAACUCUGCAUCCGCACGCACCACCGCCGGCAGUGCGAUGGCGGCAGCGGCUCUGUUGGCCCCAUCACUAUCAGCGAGGACGACAUGCUCAGGAUGCUGAUCAAGAGCUCACGCCGCCCACGGGCUCUCGCUCUCCACCUCUGCCCCGGCGCCUCCACGUUCCACGUCUUCUCCCGGCAGCGGGGAUGGUCCAGGUUCCGCCCCCUCGGCGGCGCCGUCGUGGUCACCGUCGGAGACCAGCUUCAGGCAUGGAGCAGUGGACUCUACAAGAGCGUGGCCGGGAAACCGGCUUACAGCAACGACGAUCUCGGAGCAGACCGCGGCUGUGAUGUCGUCAUCUCGGCGGAGUACCUCCACUCCUGCUCUUCGGCUGGCAUGGAGAACGAGCCCCCGGACGCGGAUGCCGGGAAGAUCAUUCAGUUGAAUGUGCAGAUCAUUGUAGCAGCUUGCCUUGUACUCCUUUACGGCAAAAACAACAAAUUUGACAUGUGACCGAAAUUAAUUCACGAAAUAAACUGUCCUUAAAAAAAUUUCACACCUCCGACCCUAUCAUGUAGCGCCCGACAGCCAGGCGCCACACUGCACUGUGCAGCGUCUGAACGUAAGGCGCUACACACCUAACAAGCGUCGCACCUUGGACUGCCUGAAAAUUGCUAAGUUAGUGUGCAACGCCUAAAAGCUAGGCGUCACACUAUACAGUGUAACGCCUAGCAUCUAGGCGUUGCAUGUACCACCUACACGUUCAGGAAUGGGCCUUUCGCAACAGUUGCAUGCAUGUGCCUACGCCUCAUCACAUGUACACUGCUCCAUAGUCCAGUGGACCUUUGAUUGCACCGAUCGAUUGACCACCAGGCCAUGCAAAAGCGGAGGCCGAUUAACCAACACGGGUGGGUCGGACACAUGCAUGUGAGCGCGCUUGCAUCGGAGAAAUCACCAUGCACCCCGGCCGGCCUUACGUACGUGCGGGAACGUCAACCACACGAUCCAGCGGGCGUUUGACUGACCAGAUCGAUUGAUUACCAAGCCAUGCAGAA